Molecule: messenger RNA, 1938 nt
Organism: Oldenlandia corymbosa var. corymbosa
Lineage: Eukaryota; Viridiplantae; Streptophyta; Magnoliopsida; Gentianales; Rubiaceae
Source: the annotation of a GenBank genome assembly
ACACACACACAUACACACACACACACCCUUAAUUACAUAGCAGUAUUAAACCCCAAUCUUCUUUCUUGAAUUUCUCCAGCAAGAAAACCCUUUGUCAUCCUUUUACAAGAACCCUCAUCUUAAAUAACCUGUCUUGUUGGUUUUCUUUGUCCCAAAUCUAAAAUGAUCUAGUAACUCUUUCUUCUCAUAAAAGAUCAAUAAUAUUUCUUCUUCACGCACGAAACAAGAUAGUUUAGUUUCUUGAAUACUUGUUCAAAAUUUUUAAAAUACCUUUGUUUGCACUUUUUUUUAGUAACUAAAUUUGGAGUGUUAAACCCUUUUUCGCAAACCGUUUAUGCCGUGUGAUAGUUGAAAUUAAUUGCCGGAGAAAAUCUUUUUUGUCGAGUUUUAACCACAUUUGUAGGUUUUAGGGUGUUUGUUGGAAUAGGUUAGAUUCUUGAGGGUUUCAUCAUAGUAGUUGAAAAGGACCUAAGCUAAAUAAGUUAGCUCAAAUAAGGGGGAAAUCUGGAAAUGGAAGGAGAAGUAGUUCAAGAUGAGAAACUUCCCCCGGGAUUUCGAUUUCACCCUACAGAUGAAGAGCUGAUCACAUAUUAUCUCAUAAACAAGAUUUCCGAUUCAAGUUUCAGUGGAAGAGCUAUUGCUGAUGUUGAUCUGAAUAAGUGCGAACCUUGGGAUCUUCCAGGGAAGGCGAAAAUGGGAGAAAAAGAAUGGUACUUCUUCAGCCUAAGAGAUCGAAAAUACCCAACUGGGGUGCGCACGAAUCGAGCUACAAACACAGGGUACUGGAAGACUACUGGAAAAGAUAAGGAAAUCUACAACAGUGUAACCACAGAAUUGGUUGGAAUGAAGAAAACUUUGGUGUUUUACAAAGGAAGAGCUCCUAGAGGGGAAAAAACAAACUGGGUCAUGCAUGAAUAUCGUAUUCAUGCAAAAUCCUCCUAUCGCACAACCAAGCAAGACGAAUGGGUAGUUUGCCGCGUGUUUCAAAAGAGUGCAGGCGGAAAGAAGUACCCAUCAAACCAUGCCAGUAGAGCUAUGAACACUUACAAUCUUGAUAUAGGCUCUACUUCUCUAACAUCCCAAAUGAUGCAACAAGCUGCGGAUCAUCAUCAUGCCGCUUUCCAGCUCCCGAUGGGGGCCGGAAGGUCCGCAUACCUAAAUCCGGCAGAGAUGCAGGAGUUCUCUAGGGUUUUCCGAGGCGGAGCCGGAGCGGCCGCCUCGAAUAAUGCCGCCAUGAACCUACAAAUGGCAUCCCAAAUGAACUAUAUUGCUGCAGCCGGGGGUGCCGGCUCCGGAGGAGGAGGGGCAGGUGGAAAUUGCUUUACUAUAUCAGGAUUAAACCUAAACCUAGGCGGAGCAGCCCCCGUGUCACAGCCGGUUUUCCGGGCCGGGCCACCACCUCCACCGGCUAUGAAUCAUCAUCAUCAUCAUGAUACAUCUUCCAUGAUGACUAAUGGUGUAAUGGGACAUGAUGGAGGCUAUGGAGAGGCAGAGAUGAACAAUAGGUUUGUGGGCAUGGAGCAUUGUGCUGAUUUGGAUAAUUACUGGACAACCACCUAUGGUUAAGGAGGGAGAUGAACAAUGGCUUUUAAAGGUUUAUUUUCAUUUAGGUUGGCCAAGACGUUUUUCAUUUGGUUUCAGUAGUAGUUUAAUUUUGAAUAAAUUUGUUGCUGGAGAUUUAAGGGGUUUUUUGUUUUUUUUGUUUUUUUUCUCUGAGGGCUAUUGAAGUUGAAAAAAGCUCGGCUUCUUGGCAGAUUUAGAUUUAGACAUUUUCAAAUUAUAAGUAGGGAUUUGAAUGGAUCAAGUACGUGUUUUGUAUCAAGUUUCAUUUGGUAUUAAAAGAGAAUUAUGGUUCAUGAACCUAAACAUAAGUUUUCUCGAAUCCCAUGCAGAUGUUUUUUUGAGGAGAGAACGAGUAUCGAAAUUUUUUUUGUGUUG